Messenger RNA from Pungitius pungitius (ninespine stickleback), 1484 nucleotides. RefSeq names its product G-protein coupled receptor 20-like. The record is from RefSeq and is a predicted model, not a curated record. Gene Ontology annotation, molecular function: G protein-coupled receptor activity. Gene Ontology annotation, biological process: positive regulation of Rho protein signal transduction; phospholipase C-activating G protein-coupled receptor signaling pathway. Gene Ontology annotation, cellular component: plasma membrane. Lineage: Eukaryota; Metazoa; Chordata; Actinopteri; Perciformes; Gasterosteidae. The coding region runs from base 127 to 918 and encodes 263 amino acids. The transcript is spliced from 3 exons.
UCUUAAUGUGACGAAAUUGAAACUAAAUUUAAAGUAUAUAUCUCAACUUCAUAUCCCAUGAAAUCAAUAUUUUGUUUCAUCCACUUUUGGUUUUAGAUUCUCUAUCUUCAGAAAAAGAACAGACAGAUGGCCAAUGUGUCCUCAGCUUCUCAUCUGUCUGCAGAAUUAGUGUUUUUUUUCAGUGGCUCCCUCGACCACGCCGUCGGAAUAGUGAUCAACUGCUGGGCUCUGUGGCUGAUAGUCUCCGGGAAGCACAGUACCAUCGCAUCGGAACUUUUAACUCUGAACCUGCUGACCGUGGAAACCUUCAAUUCCUUCUGUUUUUUUCUUUCGCUGAUCAAAACACUUUUGAAAGUCAGUUCUCUUGUCACUUUCAUAAAUUUCCAUCGUGGAAUGUCUGUGGCAGGAAGAGCCAUGUUCCAGUGCCAUGUCUGUGUGGAUCGCUAUCUGGCUGUGGUUCAUCCCAUGGUGUUCAUCAGAUACAAACAACUAAGGUGUAGAGGAACCUGUCUUGCUGCUGUUUGGCUGGUCGUUGUGUGUUGUGGACUCACCAAUGCCCACCUGUCAGGGAAUAUCACCAUGUUGUCCUUUUGUUCAGGGGCUAUUCUGGCCCCCGCCCUCUUCAUUGAACUCUUCUGCAGUCUGUCCAUAGUCAGGAUCCUUCGGAGGCCCAAACCGGGAAGUAAAGCUCAGGAGAAGAAAGAGGGGGACCAGCAGAAGAAGAGAGCUGUCCGGAUUAUUGGCGUGGUGUUGGGGAUGCUGGUUUUCAAUGUGGUUCCAUUCAUUGUUUUCCCUUUGUUCACUAAAAUAAGUAUAGCUGUUUGGUCGCCCAUAGCAAUGACAUUUGCCACCUUCGGAAGUUCAACACAGGCUUUUCUGUUCCUCAGCAGGGCUGGAGUACUGGCAUGCAAGAGAUGAACUCCAAUAUAGGUGUGUGUGUGUGUGUGUGUGUGCGCACGUAUACAAACACAAUAUCAAAAGAAUGGGAGUUUUUAUUUGAAGCUCCAGGCACAAUAAGGAAAAAAUAAAAAUAAGUACUUGAAAAUAGACAUACUGUAUGAUUAACAUACAAACAAUAGAUUGAUAUAAUCUAUGGGAAUUGAAACUAAUUAUAAAAUAAUGAUUAAAAAAAAAUAUAUAAUGCAAAUAGUCAAAUGAAGUAAAACGUGGAAGUCACACAGUCUGUCCCACAUUUGUAUUGGGAUUGUUGAGAACCUCCAAUAAACCAUCAGCAGAGGAUCGCAAUGGCAACUAAUUAGAAAUGGUAAGCAUUACACAUCCCAUUGAUAACUACAUGUUUUCAUUGGUGUAAAAUGACCUGGGACCUUAAAUGGUUGUGUUUUGUUUGAUUAGAAUAAUGUUUACAGGGUAUUUUUUGGAAACUGACAUUAUCACGACCUAGUUCACAACUGGUGAAACCAGAGUGAAUUUCAGCCGAAUGAAUGUUCCUGAUGGUUUUUACUGCCACUACCACAUCAUACAUA